UACAGCAUACACCUACAUGUGAAGUCAAGGAACAUGUAGAAGGUUGCAUUAGGUUUUUGAGUGCAAAUGUGUCAUGUCGUGCUUGGCUAUCCGUGAACUCACUCUAAUCACCCGGAUGAAAAAGGAUUGAGACAAAGGAAAUGACUGGGUAUGUCUUCCCUCCUGGUGGGCGGUGUUUAAGUGUCCAUUAAAAACCACAGUCCGUUCUCUCGAGUCAUUUUAUGCAAGUAUCCAGCUGACAGCCUCUGACUGAACUGCAGAAAUGGCAUUGAAUGGCAAAAUCGCGGUGGUGACUGGAGCAGCGAUUGGAAUAGGGAAAGCAAUGACGGAGAAGCUCCUCCAAAACGGUGCAAAGGUAACCCUCAUAGAUGUUAAUGAAACGGCAGGAAAGAAUUUAAUGGAAACCCUCCAGAAAGAGUACGGACAGGAUAAGACUCUGUUCAUGAAGUGUGAUGUUGAAUCAGAGGAGCAGAUCAAAGAUGCCUUUCAUAAAACCAUUGAAACAUUUGGAGGAAUAGACAUCCUGUGCAACAAUGCCGGCAUCUUGGAUGAGAGUCAGUGGGAGAAAACUGUCUCCAUAAACCUUGUGGGUGUUAUCAGGGUGGCAUACCUGGCUCUGGAACAAAUGAGCAAGUUGAGCGGAGGUCGGGGAGGAGUCAUCAUUAAUACGGCAUCCUUGGCAGGUCUUGGCCCUCUACCAAGCUGUCCUGUCUAUACAGCUACGAAGCACGGAGUGAUCGGCUUCACUCGAGCCAUGGGGGCUGCCUCAGCCGUCUCAGGCUAUGGUGUACGAAUCAACGCAAUUUGUCCAGGAUUCGUCCAAACUGACCAAUUUUCCAGCAUACCAUCCAAACUGGGGAAACUCUCCCACAUGGCUGAUUCAAACCAACAAUUAAUAGAGAAAUUGGGGAUAUUAACUGUGUCUGAGUUGACAGACUCCUUCCUCGAGCUGGUGACAGAUGAGACAAAGAAUGGAGAGGCCCUCCUGGUGGUCCCAACAAGAAAACAAUAUGUGACAUUUCCUGGAUUCCCAUAGUGGCUUUGCGCUAUGUGUACAGCAGACAACGACUUUUAUCUAAAAUGUCUUCAUGAGUAGUCAAUCUGAAGUACAUGAAAUGUCUGAGCUGUAGUCUUCUAUCUUCUCAUUCACUUUACUACCAGUUUAACUCAUUGCUUUUACAAUUACAGUAGCAGUGUUGGGUAGUAAUGUAUUACUGGUAAUAAUAUUGCUUUCAACAGUAAUGAGUAGUGUAAUGUACUACUAAUAUUACAAUAUUACUUUUUUGUGG
Molecule: messenger RNA, 1289 nt
Organism: Larimichthys crocea (large yellow croaker)
Lineage: Eukaryota; Metazoa; Chordata; Actinopteri; Sciaenidae
Product: 15-hydroxyprostaglandin dehydrogenase [NAD(+)]
Exons: 8
Coding region: 263-1036 (257 amino acids)
Cellular component (GO): cytoplasm
Molecular function (GO): oxidoreductase activity, acting on the CH-OH group of donors, NAD or NADP as acceptor
Source: RefSeq, a predicted model, not a curated record